AAAAAUAGGAGAGCAAAGAGAGUGUAUUUUGCUCUCUGAAAAGUAAAGCUCUCCCCUUGCAAGGUUUGCUCUGUUCUCUGUCUCUAAAAAAAGAAAAACAAAAACGAAACGCCAGUUUCUCACUGCUGCUCUGCUCUCCAGUUCCCACUCUCUCCAUGAAGGGACUUCACCGUUCUCUUUAUCCUCUUUAAAACUUCCCCUUAAUCCCACCCUUAUCUCCUCUGUUUCUUUCUUCAUCGCCAUAUCAAGGAAGGAAACCUUUUUUCUUUUUUAAAGAAGAGGAAAGACCCCGAAUAGAAAUGGAGAAAAAGCAAAGUUUCUUCUCAGCUCUCAAAGAAGAAGUAGUUCGUGGGCUUUCCCCUUCCCGCUCUCGGCCCAACAGCCCUGCAAGAGCACGUUCACCCAUGGCUAGUCUGUUACGCAGAAAGAAGAGCAACCACAACAACUACGGAGGCGCUUACGUGGCGCAACCGGAGCCAUUGAUCGUGAGAUCCGGGAGUCUGAGGCCAGUCGGAGAGGCGUUAGCGCCACUCAUGGAAGGUCCCGAUCCGGACGGGGGAGAAGUUGGGGAUUCAAAACGGGUCGGGUCGGGGCUGGGACAAUGGGUUAAAGGACAGUUAUCGAGGACUCCAUCCGUGGCUUCGAUGAGUUACAAAAGGUCUGAUCUAAGGCUCUUGCUUGGGGUCAUGGGUGCGCCUCUGGCUCCAGUUCAUGUUAGCUCUAAUGACCCUUUGCCUCACUUGAGUAUCAAAGACACUCCGAUUGAAACUUCCUCUGCUCAGUACAUAUUGCAGCAGUAUACAGCUGCUUCUGGUGGGCAGAAGCUUCAAAACUCCAUUCGGAAUGCGUAUGCAAUGGGAAAGCUCAAAAUGGUAGCUUCAGAAUAUGAAACUGCCACAAGGACUGUUAAGAACCGUAAUGGCUCUAGAGGUGCAGAGUCUGGUGGGUUUGUACUCUGGCAAAUGAAUCCGGACAUGUGGUAUGUUGAACUUGCAGUUGGGGGCAGCAAGGUUCAUGCUGGCUGUAAUGGGAAGCUUGUCUGGAGGCACACACCUUGGCUUGGUGCGCAUACUGCAAAGGGGCCUGUUAGACCCUUGCGUCGUGCACUUCAGGGUCUUGAUCCAAGAACUACAGCUAGUAUGUUUGCUGAUGCAAGAUGCAUAGGAGAGAAAAAGAUUAAUGGUGAGGAUUGCUUCAUCCUCAAGCUUUGUACUGAUCCUCAGACACUGAAGGCAAGGAGUGAAGGCCCUGCAGAGAUCAUUAGGCAUGUUCUAUUCGGCUACUUUAGUCAGAAGACUGGACUUCUUGUUCACAUGGAAGAUUCACAUCUGACUCGCAUCCAAUCUAAUGGUGGUGAUGCCGUUUAUUGGGAAACCACAAUCAAUUCAUAUCUUGAUGAUUACCGGCCUGUUGAAGGCAUCAUGAUAGCACAUUCGGGGCGUUCUAUUGUGACUCUUUUCAGGUUUGGGGAAGUUGCAAUGAGCCAUACAAAAACAAAGAUGGAAGAGGCUUGGACGAUUGAAGAGGUUGCAUUUAACAUACCAGGCCUUUCUGUUGAUUGUUUUAUCCCUCCAGGUGAUUUGAGAUCUGGAUCCAUCAGUGAAACCUGUGAACUUCCUCAGGAUGAAAGGGAGAAGGGAGCAAUUGCUUUAGCAGCACAUCGUGCCAAAGUCGCAGCCCUAGAAAAAGCACAGGAUGGCGGUGCUGACAGCAUGGUUUGGAGGAUGCAAGUCUGAUGAAGUGGAGAAUCACAUCUUGGCAAUUGUUCAUAUUGGUAGCUAGUGCAGUGGACUAACCCAUUAGAAGUUACAAGGUAGAAGUCAUUUUUUGGACUUUGGUUUAUGCCUCUAUUAAUCUGUACAUAGAGCAUAAUCAUUCAAAGGUUCCAACAGACCUGUAUGAAUUUUUAUACUCUCAAUGCAGAAUCCAACUAUGGAGUUGGAGCUCAGUUUUCCAGUUAGGGAUUAGAGCUAAUGGAGGUUAAUUUUAGGUUACCUUCCUUGCUUGAGGGUAGGUGGUAAAGGCGUAAAGCUGUCCCAUUAACCUUUUUAUAGUUUUACUAACUCUAGUGGUUAAUGAAAUAUAAUGUCGCAGUAUGAAGGAUACUGCUGCUGAUCAGCAUGAGUUUGACAGUAAUGUCUAGUUUCUAAUGUUACUGUUUCUGGAUUUGUGAUUCCUUGUGUGAUUGUUUAACUUUAAAACUUGUUUUUGGGUUUGGGAAGGAAAAGAGAUUUUGCUGGAUAGAUGGUGAUUAAAAGGCAUGGUAAAUGAGAUGGAACUAACUAUUUUCCUUACCUGCUGUAACAAAAUUGUGUUAAUGACCUGAGUUCUGGUUGGGUGUAUGUUUGCAUUUGUCCAGUGCUGCUUAAAGCAAAUGUAAUCAGAAAAUAUCAUGUUCAUCAUUUAUUUAAUGCUCAUAACGAGUAUCGAGAUCCGUGUGUUUCCUUCUUUUCA
This is a messenger RNA of Theobroma cacao (cacao), 2454 nucleotides long. Its product is annotated as glutamyl-tRNA (Gln) amidotransferase subunit A (DUF620). Lineage: Eukaryota; Viridiplantae; Streptophyta; Magnoliopsida; Malvales; Malvaceae. The record is from RefSeq and is a predicted model, not a curated record.